Messenger RNA from Arabidopsis thaliana (thale cress), 420 nucleotides. RefSeq lists its product as uncharacterized. NCBI's taxonomy places the organism in Eukaryota, Viridiplantae, Streptophyta, Magnoliopsida, Brassicales, Brassicaceae. The record is from RefSeq and is marked reviewed. Bases 1 to 420 code for a protein of 139 amino acids. Gene Ontology annotation, cellular component: mitochondrial membrane. The transcript has a single exon.
AUGAUCCAAAGGACCCGCAACCAGUCAAUCAUGCUAUCCUUACCUUCCAACCAAUUGGCCAAUCACGCUAUCCUUACCUUCCAACCAAUCGGCCAAUCACGCUAUCUCCUUACCUUUCAACCAACCCCUUCGAUUCCGCUUCUGCAGCAGUAUAUAAUCUCGGUCCCUUACCUUGAUGCCUACAGCUCAAUUUGUUUUCCAGUGAUGGCAAGAAUCCGAUCCGCGAAAUACUGCUUUUUCUUUUUUCUUGUGUUGUUUCUGAAUGGCAUCAUAGCUACACGAGGGAAAGCGAUGCUGCCCACUCUGCCGCAAAAGGGGGCCGCUUUCUUCCCCCCCAAAAUGCCAGUUCCACCAUCAGGGCCCAGCAAGCAGCAUAAUUCUGCUCCUCGAUCGGACUUCGUGCAAUUCUUUUAUAUGUAA